Polychytrium aggregatum is the source of this 1659-nucleotide messenger RNA. RefSeq lists its product as uncharacterized. Bases 1 to 1659 code for a protein of 552 amino acids. Gene Ontology annotation, molecular function: zinc ion binding; SUMO ligase activity. Lineage: Eukaryota; Fungi; Chytridiomycota; Chytridiomycetes; Polychytriales. The record is from RefSeq and is a predicted model, not a curated record. The transcript is spliced from 8 exons. Gene Ontology annotation, biological process: protein sumoylation.
AUGCCACAGCCUGACCCACCAGUCCACCCACCACAGAGAGCCAAGAAUGACAUUGUGAAUCUGAAGCUAGCAGAUCUCAAGAAGGCACUCAACGAUGGUGGUGGACGAAAGACUGGAAACAAGGAUCAACUGCGCCGGAACUUGGAGAUUUUGAUCGAUAACCUGUAUCGAAUUGGAUCCUACCCAACGCUCCGGGCUGUUAUCCAGGCCAUUCACGAGGGCAGCGGACGACGGGGACAAUGGGUGGAGAGAACGCAGGCUCCUGCAACCACCUCGAGCACUUCGGUGGUACCACAUCAGUCCUUCAACACCAAUGCUGCAACAUCGCAAGGGCCCUCCAGACCAGGGGCAGCCUGGGAGCUGCCUCCUGACUUCACUCCUGAGUUCAACAUUGCGCCAUACUACUCAAAGGUCAAGCAGCUGGUGCCGCUGCGAAUAUUUGAUGGAGUUACGGUGGAGCACAACCCCUACUGCGAAGAGUUUGAAAUUCUUCGGGACGACCAAACGCGAGUAUUUGCGCCGAAUUCCAACCUUCGUGUUCGUCUCUAUGUCGGGCUGUUCGAGUCCCAUGAGAAGCUAAAGUCAUCGAGCGUUCACAAGAUUCGGUAUCCAAGAGGACCCAAGAUCCAAAUCAAUGGCAAAGACUGGAUCCUAUCAAGUAAAUUGGAAGGUCUGAAAGGAAAGCCUGAUACUGCGCAGGGCGCCGACUUGACACCGUUUCUGCAGUCGAACAAGAAGAACUAUAUCGAUUUGACCCCUGGCCAGAAGUACGGGGCUGACUCGUUCCUCUGCCGGCUGUGCCUCGAACCAAUCUCGUUCCAGAAAUACCUUAUGACCAUCGAUUUGGUCCAGAAGGAGCCGAUCGACAAUUUGAUUGAAAUCGUCCAGAAGCGACCACAUAUAUCCAAGCAAUCCGUUUUGCACAGUCGAAAGGCACAGGCGGAUGAUGAGGACGAGGUGGCAUCUUCAUCCGAAAUCCUGUCACUUCGUGAUCCUGUUUCGAGGGUCCCGAUUCAGGUUGCUGUUCGCUCAUCCGAGUGCAAGCAUAUCCAGUGUUUCGACUGCGAGUCGUUUUUGAGGCUCAACGAAAACAUCAGCACCUGGAAGUGCCCGAUUUGCGACAAAUACGCAUUCUGGACGCUCCUGGCUGUGGAUGAUUACUUUAUGGAGUUUGUCGAGGAGGCCAAUAGACUCCAGAAAGCGGCCGGGGCAUCGCAGGCAGAUUACGAUCAAGUCGAACUCAUGCCUGAUGGGAAUUGGAAGAUCAAAGACAGUUCGAUCGCCAUUCCGGCAGCAGUAACGCCGGUGAAGAAGCGGUCCGUGUCCGAGAUUGUAUCCCUCGAUUCGGAUGACGAUGACGAAAGCGACUCUGCCGCUGAGCCGCCACGGAAAAUAGUUGCAGCAAUUCCCUUACCACCGACGCCGCAGCACCCGCCUCCGCAACCUCCAUCCCAACAGCCCGCGCGCCGCGUGUCCGACACAGCCGCACGACGGCCGCAAGAAUCACUGGUAAUUGAUCUGACACUCUCAGACGAAGAAGAGGGAUCCCCCCCUCCAACAGAGCCCUAUGGCGUGAACAAAUGCAUCGAUUCGGGGACUCGCACAACACAGCAGAAAGGUGAAUGCAUCAGGCCAGUCAUCUCAUACAUUCGCGUAUAG